Rattus norvegicus (Norway rat) is the source of this 3607-nucleotide messenger RNA. RefSeq names its product progesterone receptor (gene Pgr). The coding region runs from base 544 to 3324 and encodes 926 amino acids. The transcript is spliced from 8 exons. Gene Ontology annotation, biological process: positive regulation of DNA-templated transcription; female gonad development; ovulation cycle process. Lineage: Eukaryota; Metazoa; Chordata; Mammalia; Rodentia; Muridae. The record is from RefSeq and is marked validated. Gene Ontology annotation, molecular function: DNA-binding transcription factor activity; steroid binding; nuclear steroid receptor activity. Gene Ontology annotation, cellular component: nucleus; cytoplasm.
AGACCAACCUGCAACCAGAACUCGCUGAGACUGUAGAAAACCCAGGGACUGUACUGACUGUCACAGCCUGAAAACGACUAAGAACGGGCUACUUCUUAGUCCCAGGGUUUUGGUGAGGACUGUGAUGUAAACCUCCUAAGAUGCCUAGCUUUCAACUAACGUAAGAAGUCCUGAGAGCGGGAGCCCUUUUUUGCAGCACCGGCUGCUUCAGCACCGGGUCUCCCAUCCAAGGAGAAACAGGGCAAAAGUCUCUUGAAAACUUGCCCAAUUCUGAGACCAGCUUGAUCCAGCUACUUCUUCCUGCUCUCACCCCACGCCGCCGGGACAGCGCGACUACCACCCUUCCUCUGCAUCUGGGUGGAGGGUAAGAACAGGAGCUGACCAAGACUGCCCCUCCCGACCAGGAGGUGGAGAUCCCACGGGUCCGGCGACUCAACACCCACUUCCCCCUCCCUGUGCCCCUAUAUCACCGGCACCCCCUCCUCCUUCCCUUUUCCCUCCUCCCAGGAGACAGGGGAGGAGAAAAGGGGAUCUCGGGUCGUCAUGACUGAGCUGCAGGCAAAGGAUCCGCGGACUCUCCACACAUCUGGCGCCGCGCCCUCCCCCACCCACGUCGGGUCUCCCUUGCUUGCACGCUUGGACCCGGAUCCCUUCCAGGGAAGUCAGCACUCGGACGCAUCGUCUGUAGUCUCGCCUAUACCGAUCUCCCUGGACCGGCUGCUCUUCUCUCGGUCCUGCCAGGCUCAGGAGCUCCCAGACGAAAAGACACAAAAUCAGCAGUCGCUGUCCGACGUGGAGGGAGCUUUCUCUGGAGUCGAAGCCGCUCGCGCCGAAGGAAGCAGAAAUCCCAGAGCUCCGGAGAAGGACAGCAGACUCUUAGACAGUGUCUUAGACACCCUGUUGGCGCCCUCGGGGCCCGAGCAAAGCCAAACCAGCCCUCCAGCCUGCGAGGCCAUCACUUCUUGGUGUCUCUUUGGGCCAGAGCUUCCAGAAGACCCCCGCAGUGUCCCCGCUACCAAGGGGUUGUUGUCCCCGCUCAUGAGCCGGCCAGAGAGCAAGGCUGGCGACAGCUCCGGGACAGGAGCAGGGCAGAAGGUGCUGCCCAAAGGGCUGUCACCACCCCGGCAGCUGUUGCUCCCGACCUCGGGGAGUGCUCACUGGCCCGGGGCAGGGGUGAAGCCAUCUCAGCAGCCUGCUACGGUGGAGGUGGAGGAGGACGGUGGUCUCGAGACCGAGGGCUCUGCGGGUCCGCUUCUGAAGAGCAAACCUCGAGCACUGGAAGGCAUGUGCAGCGGAGGAGGAGUCACAGCCAACGCGCCCGCGGCGGCCCCAGGAGGCGUCACCUUGGUCCCCAAGGAAGAUUCCCGGUUUUCUGCUCCCAGGGUCUCCUUGGAGCAAGACGCUCCAGUUGCCCCCGGGCGCUCCCCACUGGCCACCACAGUGGUGGAUUUCAUUCACGUGCCCAUUCUGCCUCUGAACCACGCUCUCCUAGCCGCCCGCACCCGGCAGCUGCUGGAGGGGGACAGCUACGACGGCGGGGCUGCAGCGCAGGUCCCUUUUGCUCCACCUCGGGGCUCGCCCUCCGCGCCCUCCCCGCCGGUGCCCUGCGGUGACUUCCCAGACUGCACCUACCCUCCAGAAGGCGACCCUAAAGAGGACGGGUUCCCAGUUUACGGCGAAUUCCAGCCUCCCGGCUUGAAGAUCAAGGAGGAGGAGGAGGGCACGGAGGCUGCUUCCCGCUCGCCGCGCCCCUACCUGUUGGCCGGAGCCAGCGCCGCCACCUUCCCAGACUUCCCGCUGCCGCCGGCGCCGCCGCGAGCGCCACCCUCCAGGCCCGGAGAGGCGGCGGUAGCCGGCGGCCCGGGCAGCGCCGCGGUGUCGCCAGUGUCCUCGUCGGGCUCCGCACUGGAGUGCAUCCUGUACAAAGCGGAGGGCGCGCCGCCCACGCAGGGUUCGUUCGCCCCAUUGCCCUGUAAACCCCCGGCCGCCAGCUCCUGCCUGCUUCCCCGGGACAGCCUGCCCGCCGCUCCGACCUCCUCCGCAGCACCGGCCAUCUACCCGCCGCUCGGCCUCAAUGGGCUCCCUCAGCUGGGUUACCAGGCCGCGGUGCUCAAGGACAGCCUGCCCCAAGUCUACCCGCCCUACCUCAACUACCUGAGGCCAGAUUCAGAAGCCAGCCAGAGCCCACAAUAUGGCUUUGAUUCCUUACCUCAGAAGAUCUGUUUAAUCUGCGGGGAUGAAGCAUCUGGCUGUCACUAUGGUGUGCUUACCUGUGGGAGCUGCAAGGUCUUCUUUAAGAGGGCGAUGGAAGGGCAGCAUAACUAUUUAUGUGCCGGAAGAAAUGAUUGCAUUGUUGAUAAAAUCCGCAGAAAAAACUGUCCAGCAUGUCGUCUGAGAAAGUGCUGUCAGGCUGGCAUGGUCCUUGGAGGUCGUAAGUUUAAGAAGUUCAAUAAAGUCCGAGUUAUGAGAGCCCUCGAUGGUGUUGCUCUCCCCCAGUCAGUGGGCCUUCCUAAUGAGAGCCAGACCCUGGGCCAGAGAAUCACAUUUUCACCAAAUCAAGAGAUUCAACUGGUUCCGCCACUCAUCAACCUGCUCAUGAGCAUUGAACCUGAUGUGGUUUAUGCAGGGCAUGACAACACAAAGCCCGACACUUCCAGCUCUUUGCUGACCAGUCUCAACCAACUAGGCGAGAGGCAGCUGCUUUCAGUAGUCAAAUGGUCUAAGUCUCUGCCAGGUUUCCGGAACUUACACAUCGAUGACCAGAUAACCCUGAUUCAGUACUCCUGGAUGAGCCUGAUGGUGUUUGGCCUGGGGUGGAGGUCGUACAAGCAUGUCAGUGGACAGAUGCUAUAUUUUGCACCUGAUCUAAUCCUGAAUGAGCAGAGGAUGAAGGAGUUGUCAUUCUACUCGCUGUGCCUUACCAUGUGGCAAAUCCCACAGGAGUUUGUCAAGCUCCAGGUGACCCACGAGGAGUUCCUCUGUAUGAAAGUCUUACUUCUUCUUAACACAAUUCCUUUGGAAGGCCUGAGGAGUCAAAGCCAGUUUGAAGAGAUGAGGUCAAGCUAUAUUCGGGAAUUGAUCAAGGCAAUUGGCUUAAGACAGAAAGGGGUGGUCCCCAGUUCACAACGCUUCUAUCAACUUACAAAACUUCUUGACAGCUUGCAUGAUCUUGUGAAACAGCUCCACCUGUACUGCUUGAAUACGUUCAUCCAAUCCCGGGCACUGGCUGUGGAAUUUCCGGAAAUGAUGUCUGAAGUUAUUGCUGCCCAGUUGCCCAAGAUCCUGGCGGGCAUGGUGAAGCCUCUCCUCUUUCACAAAAAGUGAUGACUUUUCUUUGUUUCCUCUGCAAAAAUUGAAUUUUGUGGUGUGUCAUUUUGUCUCAGUCAGGACAGUCAGCUCUGUGUCUUUAUAAUGUCCUUCUGAAAGCCUUACGUGUAUACAUAUCACACUGUAAACUUAGGAGAAAACCAAUGAAAUUUGGAUUUUCCUUUGUGAUGUCUAAGCAGAAUUUUUAAAGUGUUUUGUGCACCCAUAUUUUGAGAGUUUACAUGGUUAAAAAGGACUAAAGUUGAUUGUAUAAGUAAACUAUAUCUCACCCGUGUUAUUU